GUCUCAAGGUCCCCUCAGUUGCUAGUGUCAUUUAAAGACGUUAAUUUAAAGUCAUGAUGAUAACGGUGGCGGGUGAUUGCUAACUGUCCAUUUCUUUUCGUUCGUCUGUCCAUGAACAUACAAACAACAAGUGCUUGGCGUGCCCCUCGAGGUGUGGCACGAGGGGGGUUGUGUGUUUGUGUCAUGCAUAUUGAACAAAUAAGCCAAUCAUGCCUUCUCUCGCGCCUUGCCCUAUGAGUUGUGACGUCACGUGAACUGCCCGUGUUCGUUCCAGCUGAGAGGACAGCCGUCGCGCAGCCCAAAUCCAAGCCCGUGCUUCAGUACAUUGGCUACACAAAGUACGCGGGGAAAAGAGGACCCCCCCCUCCCGAAAGAACGAUAGAGCGACAGGAAAGCUUAAAGAAAAAAGUAAUACAGCUUGUCACCAGACAAAUAGCGCGCGUACUCAGAGCCUUCUCCGCUUUUCGCUCUUCAUUAUUUGUUCAUUUGGCAUUGUGGAGCAGGACAUUCUAUUUCCUUGCUUCGAGUUUCAUUUUGAUCAUAUUUGAAUCGUCAUUUUUUGAGGUGUUGAUCAACUCAGGAUAUUUUUCGACAACAACUUAUUGAUCUCCAGCUCGGAUUUUAUUUUGUCCACCUUUGAAUUGACCAUGGGCACCAGUCAUUAGUUUGACGUGUACAACUGGUCUCUAUUGGAGAAUAACAUCUUGAUCUGCACCGGGGAUUUAAAAUAAUAUAGUGUUGCACCAUAUCUACUGGAAUAGUGUCUAUUAUAAUGAUACAACAGUGGAUAUAAUAACACUUCAUAGCCUAAAUAGAGGGAAAGCGGUGAUCAAUCUGCCAGUCGUUUCGACUCCGCCUGCGCCUCAGGAUCCUAAUCAACAACCAGGUCCGGCCAACUAUGUCCAGGCAGCUCACCCAGCUCCUGACCCCGGACCUCCCAGCCGGCGCUAGCCGGCAGUUCGGGAAUUGCAACCAGUCUGGUGGCUCCAUCAGCGGUGGACACCUCAACUCCAUGGCUAGUUUGAAAUCCCUCCUGCAGCAUCCGAUGAAGGGAGACCGUGCAAUUGUCAAAGACUGCUGCGACGUUAAAGACAAAGACAGAACCAUCACAGACAUGGAUGAGGACUCCUUGGGUGGCGGGAACGGCGGCUGCAACAUGCGUACCGGCAGCAGCGGGGUGAGCAGCAGUAACAGUAACGGCUGUGGCAGCGGAGGAGGAGGUGGAGGAUCAGGUGGAGGAUUUAACCAGUCUGCGUUCCUGGGACCCCUCCUGUGGGAGAGGACCCUGCCAGUGGAAGGAGGCCUCUUCCAGCUGCAGUACAUGGACCUGGAGGAAUUCCUCACAGAGAACGGCAUGGGCGGUGUCCACGGCCAAAACAGUUCCAGUACAGCCCAGAUCCCGUCCCAGAGUUCCCAGUCGGCGGUGCCCAAUCAGAGUUCCCAGUGCCCCCCCUCAUCGCCCCCACCCUGCUCUUCAGCCUCGUCAUCCUCAUCUUCCCCGUCGCUCAUCGGCCUGGAGGUGGCCCAGUCCAACAUGCAGGGAGGACUUGACUAUGGUGAGUAACGCGAACCGGAUGUCGGA
Messenger RNA from Salvelinus fontinalis (brook trout), 1582 nucleotides. RefSeq names its product D site-binding protein-like. The record is from RefSeq and is a predicted model, not a curated record. The transcript is spliced from 3 exons. Gene Ontology annotation, molecular function: DNA-binding transcription factor activity, RNA polymerase II-specific; RNA polymerase II cis-regulatory region sequence-specific DNA binding. The coding region runs from base 899 to 1564 and encodes 221 amino acids. Lineage: Eukaryota; Metazoa; Chordata; Actinopteri; Salmoniformes; Salmonidae. Gene Ontology annotation, biological process: regulation of transcription by RNA polymerase II. Gene Ontology annotation, cellular component: nucleus.